AUGGCCGAGAUUCCUCCGGAGCAGGUCGACUCGCAAUAUAAAGGCCACGCCCCUCUAUUCAACCAGCAAACUCCCGGUGCCUCCGCAAGCGCCUCCGCAACAGCACGAAACAAUGAGUCCAAGACCGCGCCGCGCAAGGGACUAGUAUUGGACAAAGAUGGAAAGCCCUGCCGACUCUGCACCGACGCCGCCUCAUGGCGCUCAUUAACAAAACAAGCCAAAUCCGAGUCCACCCCGGACUCGAAAGCGAACAUAUCCACGGCCAUGGCCUCUUCGUUCGCCGCCCUCGCCGCUGCCUCCUCUUCCUCUUCCUCGCCUUCUCCCAGCACCACCACCCCGACAGACUGCCCUCCCGACGUCGAAGCGCUCGGCCGCUCAACAUGGACCCUGCUACACUCCAUGGCGGCAACAUACCCCGAAAAGGCGGACUCGGCACAGCAACGGGAUAUGCGCGGCUUCUUGACGCUCUUUUCGCGGCUGUACCCCUGCUGGGUGUGCGCUGACGACUUCCAGGCGUGGAUGGCUCACCCCAGUGGGCGCAAUCAGCCGCGGCUGGGCAGUCGGGCGGAGUUUGGGUGGUGGAUGUGCGAGGCUCAUAAUGAGGUGAAUCGGAAGCUGGGGAAGAAGGAGUUUGAUUGUCGGUUUUGGGAGGAGCGGUGGAGGACGGGGUGGAAGGAUGGACGCUGUGAUUGA
Messenger RNA from Penicillium alfredii, 693 nucleotides. Its product is annotated as flavin-linked sulfhydryl oxidase. Bases 1 to 693 code for a protein of 230 amino acids. Gene Ontology annotation, molecular function: flavin-dependent sulfhydryl oxidase activity; flavin adenine dinucleotide binding. The transcript has 2 exons. The record is from RefSeq and is a predicted model, not a curated record. Gene Ontology annotation, cellular component: mitochondrion. NCBI's taxonomy places the organism in Eukaryota, Fungi, Ascomycota, Eurotiomycetes, Eurotiales, Aspergillaceae.